GCAGGAGAGACUCGGAUCGAGGAAGAAAGGACGGGCGGCAAAAAGGGCGGGCACUGGGCAGCCUUCGGAGCUCUGCGAGAGAUCCUGUGCUGAUGCUGCGUAUUAAUCUGGUGGCGUCAGUGGGAAGGGCGCUCUCCAAUUGCAGGCAGACAUUCUAAAAUUUAGGAGGGCACACGGUCGUCUUGCUGAAGACCCCGUCUGAUCUUUCCAACUUUUGGUGGACACAUUGUGGGAGGGGGCUCCAAUUCUGGCUAUCAUGGCCGCCAAAGAUGCUGCAAUGGAUACGAGCACGUCAUCCGCCGGUUCUGAAUCCACAAGACCGGAUGCAAAGGAAAAGGAAGGGACUGCCAAAGCUUCACCUAGGCGGAGUUCUGGUUCUUCAUCUCCAAAGGAGGUGGCAGAAAAAGUCAGGGAACCUAAGGAUCUGAGUGGAAAAACAAACUACACAAAGGAGUUCAACGUCCCCAGUAUGCUCACAAGGAGGUCAUCCUCAGGGUUAACAACACCAGUCAAGACGAAUGGGGAUGCCAAGGCUGCGAAUGGGCCAGCCAAAAGCCCGAGCAUCCCAAGGACACCUGGGAGUGCAACUCCAAAGACUCCCGGAACACCCCGAACAUCUGUAUCUCUGAAAGAUCCCCUGGGACAAGAGCUUGCCAGACUGGAAAACGAAAUUGGAAGCAGGGAUGUUGAGUUGGCGAAGAAUGCGGAGGAGAUAAGGGGCUUGAAGCUAUCACACAUUGCAAAGGACAAGGCUGCAGCCAAGUUCAUCGAAGAGAAUGAGCAAUUGAAGGAGAGGGUGAUGCAAUUGGAAAAGCAGCUUGAGGGGAAGGCCUUGGAGCUGAAGAAGACCUUUGACGAGAAGACUGCAGCCGUCUCCAGCAAGAACGCAGCCGAGUUGACGCUCAGACGAAUAUACGCCUCACAGAAGGACCCCACACUGCCGCAACUAGAACAGAUCAUUGCGCCGCUUGAAGCAGAGAUCAAGCUAAAAAACAAAGAAAUCGACAAGCUGCUGGAGAAUGCGAAGGCGACAGAACGGAUGCUGAAGGUCAAGGAGACGGCCCUCGUGGAUGCCGACAAGAAAGUGAAUGAUAUGAAGGAAGAGUGCGCCAAUGUGGAGACGCUGCGGAAUGAGAAUCAGGCUCUGAGCAAAGAGCUGGGAACUAAGGAGGAGGAAGUGACUUUGCUCACGAAGCAGACCCGAGACAAAAGCGCCGACAUUGCAAAGCUGACAGACCAGAUUGUGGCCUUGAAAGAAUCGCUCACAAAGGCAGGCGAAACGACGAACUUGCUGCUGGAAGCGAGGAACUCCUUUGCCAAGCUUCAGAAGGACUACCAGCUGUUAGAGUUGGAGCUGGCCCGAAGCAGAGUGAGCGUGAACCGGGUGGCGGUAGCUGCGGCCUCGGAAUGGAAGGAGGACAGUGACAAAGUCAUCCCUGUUAAGCAGUGGGUGGAGGAGCGGAAGUAUCUGCAAGGGGAGAUGAAACAAAUGCAGGACAAGCUCGAGCAAGCGCUCAAGGCCACCCGCAGCGAGGCCCAGAAGAAGGACCGCAUCCAACAGCGGCUGCGGGUCAUCGAAGACGGCCUCAAGGUCAGUCCCCAAGGGCGGGCCCUCAUCCGCCGCCUCUCCGCGGGCCCGUCCGGCCUCACCGCCAGCACGCAUUCCACCGCCCCUAGUUCCCCCCGCACCAGCGUUACCGAGAACGGCGCCCCGGCCGCGGAGGCUGCACCGUCCGAGGACGGCGCCGCGUUGUCGGAGUCGGCGGACGGCGAGCAGGAAAUGGUGGCGGGCGUGUUUUACGACAUGCUGCAGAAGGAGGUGGUGCAGCUGCGCAAGGCCAAGGCGGACCAGGAGCAGGUGCUGCUCGACAAGGAGGACGCUAUCGAGAUGCUGACAAAGCGGUGUGAAACCCUUAGUCACGCAGCCGAAGUGGAGAGCAAGAAGACAAAGCGGGAGCUAGCAGCGCUCGAGAAGGAGGUCGCUGCCUUGAAGGCAGAUAUAAGCAGCAAGGAGAAGGAGGCCAAGGAGAGGGAGGAGUUGCUCAAGAAGGACGUGUUCAGGUUAAAGUCCAAGCUUCACGGGCUCCAACAAGGGGGAACGUGAGACAACCAGUGGUCUUUGAUCAGCGGAUUGCGUUCAGGAAAACUAGUGCGGGCUCAUCAAGUCCUUGCGAAGACCCAAUAUUCAGUUAGGGGUAUGUUAAGGUCGGCAGAUGCUGCUGCGUUGCCUACAUUUUUUAGAUAACAAGAGGGCAAUGACGGGCCCCUGGAGUUGCGGAUGCUUGCCCGCGACCUGGCUAUAAACUUCCGACAUGCAAAGUACCUCUAGGAUUCUACUUCUCUGGGAGGCUGUAGGUAGGUGCUCGUGCACUUGUGGGAGCUGGAGCGCGCUGGAGCCAACGGCAGGUUGUGCACGUGUAUGAUAUGUGCAGGUCUACUCUACAUAGCAAUGCCUAGGGAAAUAUCAGGCUUGAUCGGUGAAGCAUUGUCUACACCGAUUUCAGUUUCAAUCCUGGCACAAAUUCAAGUCCGCAUACGGUAUGAUACGCCAA
Messenger RNA from Klebsormidium nitens, 2552 nucleotides. The record is from the annotation of a GenBank genome assembly. Lineage: Eukaryota; Viridiplantae; Streptophyta; Klebsormidiophyceae; Klebsormidiales; Klebsormidiaceae.